Molecule: messenger RNA, 2834 nt
Organism: Drosophila ficusphila
Lineage: Eukaryota; Metazoa; Arthropoda; Insecta; Diptera; Drosophilidae
Product: sodium-coupled monocarboxylate transporter 1
Exons: 8
Coding region: 908-2755 (615 amino acids)
Biological process (GO): sodium ion transport; transmembrane transport
Cellular component (GO): membrane
Molecular function (GO): symporter activity
Source: RefSeq, a predicted model, not a curated record
GGCCACGCUAUCCUUUUAUCCAGCCCGUGAUUAUUUGUGGGGAGUUAUCCAACUCCUCACAAUGGCUUCAUAAAAUGUUAAUUUUAGUAAAAACUCAUUCCAUGAAUGGGGAACCCAUACCAUAACGAACUGUUGAUAAUUGUAAUUACAUCUCAGUGAAUACUACAGUGAUUACUCAGGGAGUACUUCCCUACCCUGAUUUUAAAAAAAUAGAUGUACCAAUUCGGCUUAUGGUUUUCCAGCAACAGAAUAGCUUGGGAAAUGGGGAGGAAUAUAUUUUACUUAAAUUACAGCUAGAGAAUAAUAAUUGGUAUAUGCGGAUCAAUUUGAUGAUCCUAAGGCGUUGCCCCUAAGUGUACUGGAACUUUAUAUCCACUUUUUAACCGUUAUAAAGAAGGGCUUUCACGCCUGCGCAAAAGAUUAACACCAAAGAGAAAACAGUGGUGAUUCAAAGUUAGUGAAGGUAGCAUGCAACCCGUAUUUGUUGAGUGACUGGAAAACACUUCUAUUCUCAAAGGGUAUUCCAAGCGCCUGCUUCGACGUGAUUUCCCAGAUUUAUUUCAGCAAACACUGGGCGCAAGCAGUGCAGAGUGAUGCCAUCCGACUCCGCAGUCCAAGUUCUUCUCAAGCUCUAGCACUCGUACUCGUAUGCUGCCCCUCGCCUGCCAGCUGGAACGGCAUGCCGGACAGAUAAGUGGCGCGCUAAUCCCCGGAUGAUUUACGGGGAAACGCCAAGUUCAGAUAAGGAGGCGCCCCGGGCGGGCACUAUAUUUAAGUACAAUCCAGGCCAGGGCCCGCAAGUUUGCCUCCAGCAUCCGUGCAAUGUGAACCGACUCCAUCGGACGCAGCAUUUACUAAGAGCAUACCAGCAUCAGCUAGGCCAUAGACAAACCAGGCUCCAGGCAGCAUGUCCACCACAACCACCAUGGGGAGCGCCGUUUCCGACGCGGCGCAGGAUCUGAGAUUCGGGCUCACGGACUACGUGGUCUUCGUGAUCAUGCUAGGCGCCUCGGCGGGAAUCGGGGUGUACUUCGGGUUCUUCGCCAAGUCCAAGAACACGACGGAGGAGUACCUGCGCGGCGGGAAGAGGAUGCAGACCCUGCCCAUCGCCAUUUCGCUGGUGGCCAGCCAGCUGUCUGGCAUCGCCAUCAUGUCCAUUCCCGCGGAGAGCUAUACCUACGGAUUCAACUACAUGUUCGUUGUCCUGGCCAUGAUUGUCGUCAUACCCAUUUUAAUCUACAUAAUAGUGCCUGUCUUUUACGAAAACAACGUCUCCAAUUGCUAUGAGUACCUGGAGAUGAGGUUCAACAAGCGCACCCGCCAGUUGGUGACCGCUACCUUUGUGAUGAACUCGUUCUUGAUGUUGCCCGUCUACAUGUUUAUUCCGUCCCUGGCCUUUGCUCAGGUCACCGGCAUAAACAUCCACUUGAUCAACGUGAUGGUCUCCUCCAUCUGCAUUUUCUACACGAUGCUGGGCGGGAUCAAGGCGGUGGUCUGGACCGACGUGGUUCAGGGGGGCAUCAUGCUCCUAUCAGUGGUCGCCGUGGGAGUUUUGGGCACCAUCCGGUCGGGAGGCGUCUCCACCGUCGUGGAGCACGCCUCUGAAGGCGGACGCCUCAACUUUGACUUUCGGCUGGAUCCCCGCAUCCGCAUGACCUUCUGGAGCGCCUCCAUGGGGGGCAUCUUCAUGUGGACCGGUCACAUUGGGUUGAACCAGAGCUGUGUGCAGCGCAUCGUCUCUCUGCCCUCCUACUCCCACGCCAAAAAAUCCUUGAUCAUUGCCGGUCUGGGCUUCCUGAUCAUCAGUUUCUUCAACACUGUUUCGGGCAUCAUCAUGUUCGCCCGCUACUACGGAUGCGAUCCAAUGUUGGCUGGACUGGUCAGCAAGCCGGACAAGAUGAUGCCCUUCUUCGUGCAGGACAUCAUGGGCCACCUGGCCGGAAUGCCGGGCGUGUUCAUCUCCUGCGUGUUCAGCGCCGCCCUCAGCUCGCUUUCGGCGACCCUGAACUCGCUGGCCGGAGUGGUGUACUUCGACUACAUCAAGCCGCGAAUCCGGCACACGGAGGCCCGGGCCAACUGGGCCAUGAAGCUGAUUGUGGUCGUGAUGGGCGGCUACUGCAUCCUGGGCGGCUUCAUGGUGCAGAACUUCAACUCCAUCCUGCAAACGGUGGUCACCAUCACGGGCAUCAACACGGGUGCCGUGGUGGGGGUGUUCCUCCUGGGGAUGUUCGUGCCCCGCUGCAACGCCAGGACGGCUGUGACCAGCAUCGUCUUCAGCGUGGUGGCCAUGGUGUGGGUCAUCGCCAACGGCCAGAUGAACCAGAAGUCCGGCCUGGUCAGAUACGAGGUGCUACCCAACGCGCUGGAUCAGUGCGAGGCCCGCGGUCUGCACAUGAUUGCCGAAGUGGUCAACAAGACCGACUUCACCCCCGUCACAGUGAAGCCACCUUCCGGCGACCCAGUGACCACCGCCUUCCACAGCGACCGCGACUUCUCCCUCUACGACAUCUCGUUCUACUGGUACAAGGUGCUGGGCACCGCCUUGAUCUUCCUGUGGGCAGUGCCGAUGAGCUACGUUUGGCGCCCCGACGAGAACGAGAAGCAGAACCCGAAGCUGUACUCGCCCUUCGUGAGGAGGUUCCUCAGACUGCCCGCCGCUGAGCAGGAACUGGAGGAGGUGCCGCUGCGAGGGGAGGCGCCCCACCUCCGGGUAGACCCUGCCGAAAAGGCAAAACACGCUGGUCUCGAACACUGAUUUACUUUACAUAUUUUAGUUGUUAAGGCUGAAAUAUGAGCAAGAUGAUUAAGAAUAAACGAUGUUGUGUGCUUCUUAA